Peniophora sp. CBMAI 1063 is the source of this 1797-nucleotide messenger RNA. Lineage: Eukaryota; Fungi; Basidiomycota; Agaricomycetes; Russulales; Peniophoraceae. The record is from the annotation of a GenBank genome assembly.
AUGUCCAAGAAUCCCACCAUUCAGGAUCGACUCGAGGAGCUCGAACUCCAGCUUUGCGACGCUCGGAUCGCGGUGGAACAGACCGUGGCGAACAACGAACCGCUUGCCAUACAAGAGCUCGCGACUCUUCAAGCCGACCGCGUCGAGUUGCAGAUGAGUCAGGAGAUGGCACGCGCGUCGAAGCGGCUGCAAGAUAGUGAUCUUGUGCUGCACGAUCUUGAACUCGCGCUUCUCUCGCGGCGGAUCGAUUGCGCUACCUUGGCCGUCAACGGUGCUCACGAGGCGCAGAGGCGUCUCGCCGACUUGCAACUCAAGCGCGCGACGUUGCUUCUCUCACAACACAAAAAACGCCUCCAGCACCCCACACCUUCAUCCACUUCGCCGUCGGCAUCUGCUCCAACUACAGUCAGCUCGAGCGACUCAACGACUAGGUCUGCACUCUCACCCUCUCAAGACUCGGCACCUGCCGAAACGUCGUUCGACUUCCCGUCCGGCCUCUCACCUCCUACCCCUCUCUGUCCAUCUCCGUCGUCGCCUGCAUCGCCUGUCCGGGACUCGUCGCUGGGCGAUGUUCUUUCGACGGCCGGUGUGCCCGGUGUUCCCGCGGACAAGGCCAUCGAACCUAACGCUAAUGACCAUGACGAAGACGCUCACGACACUGGCGAUGUCGAGCGCGAGCUUAUCGGCGAAAAUACGCGCCAGCGCGCGAGCGUCGACCGCGGGACGCCGAAGCUUCGCGAGGACUCGACUACUAUCAUCGAUAUUGACGAUGAUGGAGUGGCCCGUGACCUUAUCCCGCUGCACGGUCAGUCCCACAGGAAGUCUUCCGAUGCUUUCCUGCAAGCCGAUUCUGACGACGACGCCACCGCGCCGGGGGACGAAGAAGCCUCGUUCAUGUUCGUGGGCUCUCCCCGUGCGCCCAGGGCCGUCCUAGAGGCGCGUGCGAACAAGUCGAGUUCGCCGCUGAAGGCGUUGAUUGAGGCGCGCGGGAAGAAGUCGGGUUCGCCGCAGAACGCGUCUCCAAGGUCGGCCGCCAAACCUCACAAGGCCGUCGCAUCCACGAGGAAGAGCGGCGGAUACAAGGAGCCGACGGCUUUUCCACCGCGCUGGAUGUUCCGUGUUUUGAACUUCGGUGCAGCGUCUCUACGGGCGUCUUCCGACUGGCCCGAUUCUGUCUGUCGCGAAGUUGCUGUACUUUGGGCUGCCGUCAUCUCUUGGGAAACUCGGAACGAGUUCAAGGAUGGGACCGUGAAGGCCCCUGCACAAUCGCCGCUGAUGGGGACCAUAGUGUCCAAGUCGCGCUUCGGCCCGAGCUUCCACGACGUCAUCAAGAAGGAGCCCGAUUUCAGCGCCUCCGUCGCCCGCUGCAUCGAUUCCCUUCGCCAUUCGACGCUCGCAGAGGUGGCCAAGAUGCACGGCACACAUGGCCUCACGGCAGUUGCGCGCGCUCUCCUGGAGGCCUACAGCAGCGACGAAUAUUUUGCUGAUUUUUUCAUACCUCUUGCUCGUGAACUCACGACCGUUUUGAACAUCGUGUCUGCAGUCCCUCCCUCUCGCACGGACGACGACGACAGCGACAGUGACGGCGACGACGAUGAUAGCGAUGACCAAGUCGUCGAUCUCACUGGUACGGUACUCGAAGCACUCAACGUCCGUGACGGCUACGAUGCGGCUCCUGCCACUCGUGCAAUACAGGCCCUUGUAGCGCUUGCAGGCGACGAGAAGAAGCGCGAUGCAUCGCAUCUGGACGCGGAAGCCGGACCUUCCAAGCGUGCUCGCCGUUCGCUUGGAGAAUAA